AUGUCGCUGCUUGAGAGAUUGGUAAAUGAUGAAAUAAGAAGGAAAGCAGGCUUAGAAAAGAGGUCAGAGGUGAUAAGAGAGUCCCGAUUGAGGUGGCAUGGGGAUUGGGGAUGUUUUGAGGAAGGAGUGAAGAAGAGGGCUUGGGAGGAAUCUGUUGGAGGAAGAUCAAGAGGGAGACAGAGAAUGAGAUGGCGAGAUAGAGUAAAGGAAGAUAUGGAGAGAAGAGGUUUGGUGGAGGAUGAUGAUGCCUAUGAUGGAGGGCAGUGGAAGAGGAGGAGAAGACGCAUCAAGCAACCAACUCCUUAA
Messenger RNA from Macrobrachium nipponense, 306 nucleotides. RefSeq lists its product as uncharacterized. The record is from RefSeq and is a predicted model, not a curated record. Lineage: Eukaryota; Metazoa; Arthropoda; Malacostraca; Decapoda; Palaemonidae. Bases 1 to 306 code for a protein of 101 amino acids. The transcript has a single exon.